AUGACAGCUGGAUAUCCUACUGUCGAUGAUACACUUCCAAUUAUGAAAGCCUUCCAAGACGGUGGCGUUGAUAUUAUUGAAUUGGGACUACCAUUUAGUGAUCCCAUUGCCGAUGGUCCAGUUAUCCAAAUGGCAGACACUACCUCUUUAAAUAAUAAUGUCACCAUUGCUGAUACUUUGAAGUUUUUACGUGACUCCAGAAAGGAAGGUGUCACUGUUCCAGUUAUUUUAAUGGGCUAUUAUAACCCACUUUUGAACUAUGGUGAAGAAAAAUUCGUAAAGGAUGCUGCUGAAGCAGGUGCCAGUGGUUUUAUUAUUGUUGAUUUACCACCAGAAGAGGCUAUUAAAUUCAGACAAUAUUGUGUUAAGUAUGGUUUAAGUUUAAUCCCCUUGGUGGCUCCUAGUACUACUGAUAGCAGAUUAAAAGUGUUGGCCGGUGAAUUAGCUGACUCCUUUAUAUAUGUUGUUUCCAGAAUGGGCACCACUGGGGUUCAAGACAAGAGCGUUGCUACCAACCAUUUGAAUGAAUUGUGUUCUCGAGUUAGAAAAUAUGCUGGCCCAGAUAUUCCAAUUGCUGUUGGUUUCGGUGUUUCUACUAGAGAACAUUUCGUAAAUGUCGGUAAGUCUGCUGAUGGUGUAGUGAUUGGUUCCAAGAUUGUUUCCUUGGUUGCUGAGAAAAAAACCACUGAAGAGAGGUAUAAUGCUGUCAAAAGUUAUGUUGAAGAAAUAUUAAACAACAAGAAGCACAAAAUUUUAACGCCACAAGAAUUUGAAGAAUGGAAACAAAAUUCAAUUAAGGAGGCUGCUAACAACCAGGCCAAGCCAAUUGACUUCCAAGAGGAACACAAACAUUCUAGUACCUUUGGUGAAUUUGGUGGUCAAUAUGUUCCAGAAGCAUUACAUGCUUGUUUAAGAGAACUGGAAGAAGCUUUUGAAAGUGCUAUUGCUGAUCCAAAAUUCUGGGAAGAGUUUAGGAGUUUGUAUCCAUACAUGGGUCGUCCAUCCUCCUUGCAUAAGGCGGAAAGACUAACUGAUUAUUGUGGUGGUGCUAACAUUUGGUUAAAAAGAGAAGAUUUAAAUCAUACUGGUUCUCACAAAAUCAACAACGCUUUGGCUCAAAUUCUAAUCGCUAAAAGGUUGGGGAAAACACAAAUUAUUGCAGAAACUGGUGCCGGCCAACAUGGUGUUGCCACCGCUACUGCUUGCGCCAAAUUUGGUUUAUCGUGUACUGUCUUCAUGGGAGCUGAAGAUGUUCGUCGUCAAGCUUUAAAUGUUUUCAGAAUGAGGAUUUUAGGUGCCAAUGUCGUUGCAGUCACUAACGGUACAAAGACUUUAAGGGAUGCCACGUCAGAAGCCUUCCGUUACUGGGUUUCCCACUUGAAAACCACACAUUAUGUUGUCGGAUCUGCUAUUGGCCCACAUCCAUACCCAACCUUGGUCCGUACUUUCCAAAGUGUUAUCGGUCAAGAAACUAAAGAGCAGUUCAAAGAAUUAAACAAUGGCAAACUACCGGAUGCAGUUGUUGCCUGUGUCGGUGGUGGUUCCAACAGUACCGGUAUGUUUUCUCCAUUUGAAAAAGACACUGGGGUCAAAAUGUUGGGUGUUGAAGCCGGUGGUGAUGGUUUAGACACAGCCUACCAUUCUGCCACUUUAACUGCUGGAAGACCAGGUGUUUUUCAUGGUGUCAAGACUUAUGUUUUGCAAGACAAUGAUGGACAAAUUCACGAUACUCAUAGUGUUUCUGCUGGUUUAGAUUAUCCAGGUGUUGGACCAGAACUAGCUUAUUGGAAAGCUUCUGGGCGUGCUCAGUUCAUUGCUGCUACUGACGCUCAGGCUUUGGAAGGUUUCCGUUUAUUGUCUCAAUUGGAAGGUAUUAUUCCAGCUUUAGAAUCAUCCCAUGCCAUUUACGGUGGUGUUCAGUUGGCAAAAACUAUGUCCAAAGAUCAGCAUAUAGUCAUCAAUGUUUCUGGAAGAGGUGACAAAGAUGUACAAAGUGUUGCUGAGGUUUUGCCAAAAUUAGGUCCAAAGAUUGGUUGGGAUUUAAGAUUUGAAGAAGAUCCAAGUGCUUGA
Molecule: messenger RNA, 2070 nt
Organism: Saccharomycodes ludwigii
Lineage: Eukaryota; Fungi; Ascomycota; Saccharomycetes; Saccharomycodales; Saccharomycodaceae
Gene: TRP5
Product: tryptophan synthase TRP5
Exons: 1
Coding region: 1-2070 (689 amino acids)
Biological process (GO): L-tryptophan biosynthetic process
Cellular component (GO): cytoplasm
Molecular function (GO): tryptophan synthase activity
Source: RefSeq, a predicted model, not a curated record